Molecule: messenger RNA, 925 nt
Organism: Drosophila takahashii
Lineage: Eukaryota; Metazoa; Arthropoda; Insecta; Diptera; Drosophilidae
Source: RefSeq, a predicted model, not a curated record
UUCAGUCAUAUCUAAAAUUUCGGCAACUCAAGACCUUCCAAUUUUUGUUUGUAAAUAAAGUAUUUUUUGUUAAAAAUUUUUCUUUACGGUUUUGUGUGACAGGUCUUUAAUUUUGAAAAUCGAAUAUAUUAACGAAAACCAUGUUUCGCAACUUGUCGAUGCUGAGAAACAAGCUGGCACUCCAGCGAAUUCUGGUUUCCCGCUUGACUUCGCGAUCCAAAAUGUCCACCGGAGUUACGUGCCUCACAAUUAAUCGUCCCAGGAACAUCGAUGGCGUGACGGUGAUCGACAUUAAUAUGAAUGAUAUGGCCAAGAAUGACGUGGAGUUCAAUCGUAAUUUCGUCAAUUCGCUGACUUCGAUGGACCGCCCUCAUUUCCAGGAACCGAUUCAGUCAGUUGCCACUGAUGCGGCUGACUCGCCAACUCCAGAGGAUUCGGCUCCAGCGGAGCCUGUUGGCAUCCUGCCCCAUGGUGCCCCCAGUUCCGUUUUAGGCGUGGACGGAAAUCCCAUUGUACCCAUCGAAAUCGAUGGCUGGAAUCAGGACGAGGAGGAUCCCACUGUGCAGAAGAACUCGAAGGACGUGGACAUCGGAAAUGAUGACGAGUACAAGGCCGAGAUGGCUCUGCGGGUGCCAGAGAUCAGGGAAGCCCAAACCGAAUACAAGGGCAUCAAGGUGAAGCUGCCGGAGACGGCUAACCAGGAUGUGGGCACCUAUCGCUUCCGUCGCGACGCCCAGGAUCUCAAGGAGGUCGGAGACGACACGCGUCUGGUCCGAUUCGACAAGAAGUAGACGAAACAUGUUUUUCGUUCAAAAUUAUAUCCACUGUCUUCAAGUGUUUCGAAAUUUGUUCAGAUCUUCAGGUCGACCUACGCAUAUGCAUAGCAUUUUCAAUUUCGUAAUAAAGUUGACCAUUCUAACUUAAA